AUGAUCGGGGGGAGUGGACCCACCAAGAUGCAAUCGAUCGAACGAAACGUCCAGCCAGUCAUAUGGAUGGGAAUGACGAAGAAGGACAUUCUUGCAAGAAAGCGACUGAACAUGAGCUCCACGGCCAAACUUGCGAUCCUUCAGGAUGCCGCCAAGAACAUGUGGUGCAAACACUUCAUGACUCCUCGUCAAUUGGUCGAUCUCUUAGCUCGACUCGCUUGUCCCUUUGCCGAGGGCGAGGACAUCACCGAGAUCUGCAUGGGCAAGACUCUAAACACCAUUGCGGGCCUUGUCGUCGAGCAGAAUCUUGGCCCGGGCCUGUGGUGCGACAUCGACCAAGGCUUCUCGCUCACCAAGAGUCUACGGAAGCGUAUUCUUUCCAGCACAACUCUCGCAGAGGCCAUCGAUGAGCCAGCUCUGGAAGACAAAGAACAGCGAAAAUACCUUGUGACGGAUAUCACACACUUGCCCAAGGCUAGACUGAUGCGCGAUGCCCUUCGAUUAAUCAAGGAGGAGGGACACUUCCACAGAGGCCGAAAGACGAAAGCUAGUGUCAACUCGGCGAGCAAUGGCAUGUCGCACAAGUCCAUCGACGAGAUGAUCUCACUUCUGAAGCGCACAUCAUCUGAUCGAGCCAACGGGAUGCUGCAGACCAAGUUCGGCCUCACACUCGACGACAUCAUCAGCAAGGGCUUCCACCCUUUCAUCUUCACAGCCGAGAGCGAUAGCGAUGUGGAUGUGGAUUGUUCGGAUCAAUCGGAGGAGAGCUCGGACGAGUCCUCCUCCCGUCAUGGCGCAUUCUUACACGAGAUUCUCCCGCUGGACAAAGAUCCAGCAGAUCAUUCAUCCUCGACGCACAACCGCACCGGCGGAUAUCCAUCGACAACUCGAGAUCCUCGCGCAAUGUUCUCCCGAUUCAUCGGCAAACUCGGCCUCACCUACGCCAUCACCGCCACGGACCCCUUCGUCCCGGAGCCCGUUCAGACUCAGACUUCGAUCAACCUCGCGAGUAUCAUCCUUGCCGGCUCCCGAGAAACACACACGGCGGCCUUCGACUUCUUCUUCUUCUUCUUCUUCCUCUUCGAGACAUGCUCCUCCACCGCCAGUCUUGACUGGAGAUGA
Zymoseptoria tritici IPO323 is the source of this 1122-nucleotide messenger RNA. RefSeq lists its product as uncharacterized. The transcript is spliced from 7 exons. Bases 1 to 1122 code for a protein of 373 amino acids. NCBI's taxonomy places the organism in Eukaryota, Fungi, Ascomycota, Dothideomycetes, Mycosphaerellales, Mycosphaerellaceae. The record is from RefSeq and is a predicted model, not a curated record.